Tarenaya hassleriana is the source of this 2375-nucleotide messenger RNA. Its product is annotated as probable protein phosphatase 2C 50. The record is from RefSeq and is a predicted model, not a curated record. Gene Ontology annotation, molecular function: cation binding; protein serine/threonine phosphatase activity. The coding region runs from base 725 to 2215 and encodes 496 amino acids. Lineage: Eukaryota; Viridiplantae; Streptophyta; Magnoliopsida; Brassicales; Cleomaceae. Gene Ontology annotation, biological process: protein dephosphorylation. The transcript is spliced from 6 exons.
CCCCCCCCCCCUUUUACCUUCUCAUUUACUUUGUGUGCAUUCUCUGAUUUUCUUUCACUUUCCUUUUCAUCCCACCUUCUUUCUCUCUCUCUCCACCCCAAAAUAUUAUUAUUUCAUCUUAUUACAGACGGGUCCAGCGGAAAAAAAAAUCAAAUCUUUAAUGUGUUUUUUCUUCGGUGUCAUGAAUGUAACGGAGAGGAAAAGGAUCAUGAAAGGGCUUGUUAUCGAUUGCGUAAAAGCUUCUGAGACUAUUUAAUGUGAGAGAAAGCCUUGGCUUCCUGAACUCAGAGAGAGAGAGAGAGGUUUUGGAGGUGGGUUUGCCCCAGAUCCAGGGAACUCGAGCAAUACGUGAAAAAAGGAGCAAUCUUUAUUUUCUUCGAUAGGGAAGGAGAUUGAAGAGGAGAAGAGAGCUGGAGAAGCUUAUCCAGGUUCCUGAAGGGGGAGACUGUCUAAUUUGGGAAAUGGUUUCUAUUUGUGGAAGCCUGGAUCCGUCAUGGUUGACCAGAUCUGUGUAAACCACACGCUGCUUUAUCCGGAAAUCUAAAUCGCUUGCCUGUUAGUGUAUCUCCUUUGAGGCAUGGAAGAUGGUUUCCUCCAUAACAUUGUCCUUGUCCGAAUCCUGUCCUCGCUGAUAGGUGACCAGCUUGUCCAACAAUGGUAGGGUCUUGUUCUGUCGGAGGGUGGUCCGGUGGCGAAUUCUUGCGAUAUCUUGACAGAGAAUCCGAUGGAAAAGAUGAUUACUCCGGUGGUUGUGGCGAUCGGACUUUCUAGUUUCGUCUUCGAUAAUCCUGUGAUAGCUGCGGAUAUGGAUACUACAGGACUCGAGCCUUCAACAAUGGAGGCUGAUGCCCCUUUACCAGAUAAUGUAAGCAAGGAUUCUGACAGUGAGGUUAAGGAAGUGGAAGCUACUUCUUUGGAUGGAGUGUCUGAAACUAAGGCUGAGUUAGUUGUAGUUGUUGAUGAUGUUAUGAGGGAGAUUGAGGAAUGUGAUGCUCUGUCACUUGAGGGCGAUUAUUCGCAUUCUUUGGCUAGCGAGACUAGUAGCUUAUGUGGAGAUGAUUUCCCGGGUUUCGAGUUUGCUUCUGACAUGGGAAUCCUUGGUGCUUUAGACAUUGUUUCAAUGGCCGCUGUUUCGGACAUGAAUUCAGACAUUGCUACUAACCCUGGAAGUGUCUCUAGAGAUGAACCAUCUUCUGUUGUUCUUCGGUUGGCAGCGGAGAAACCAGUGGCACGAAGUGUCUUUGAGGUUGAAUGUAUCCCGUUGUGGGGAAUCACGUCAAUAUGCGGAAGGAGACCCGAGAUGGAAGAUGCUUUUGUGGCCAUGCCUCAGUUCCUGAAGCUUCCGAUUCAUAUGCUAAUUGAGGACGGAGUUCUUGAUGUAACGAGCAACCGCUAUUCCGAGCAAACGGCUCACGUCUUCGGGGUUUAUGAUGGUCAUGGUGGCUCACAGGUUGCAAACUAUUGCCGUGGGAAUCUGCAUUCGGUUCUUGCUAAGGAGAUCGAGCUUGUCAAAGAAAGGAUCAGUAACGUGAAUGCGAAGCAAAGCUGUACUGAGCAGUGGAAACAAGCGUUGGCCAACUGUUUUAUCAAGAUCGAUGCCGAAAUCGGGGGAAAGCCCGAUAAAGAACCAGUUGCGCCAGAAACUGUCGGUUCAACCGCAGUUGUCGCUAUCAUCUGUUCUUCCCACAUCAUCGUAGCAAAUUGCGGUGAUUCGAGAGCAGUUCUCUGCCGCGGGAAAGAACCCGUCGCUUUGUCAGUGGAUCAUAAACCAAACAGAGAAGACGAGUACUCAAGAAUUGAAGCUGCAGGAGGAAAAAUCAUAGAGUGGAACGGGCACCGCGUUUUCGGUGUUCUUGCAAUGUCGAGAUCCAUCGGGGACAGAUACCUGAAACCGUGGAUCAUACCGGACCCGGAGGUCGUGUUCUGUCCCCGGGCAAAGGACGACGACUGUCUGAUCCUAGCGAGCGACGGUUUAUGGGACGUAAUGACGAACGAGGAGGCCUGCGAGGUCGCCCGGAAACGCAUAAUGGUGUGGCACAAGAAGAACGGGGUCGAGGGUCUGCCUCGGGACAGAGGCAAAGGCGUCGAUCCAGCGGCUCAGUCCGCGGCGGAGUAUCUGUCGAACCGAGCUCUUCAGAAAGGGAGCAAGGACAAUAUCACUGUCGUGGUCGUGGAUUUGAAGGCGCAGAGGAGGAAGUCCAAGAACAGGCCUUGAAUUUGGGGUUUGAUCUUUGAUGGAUGCGGAAUUAUUAUUAUCAUUGUGUAUAUCGUUUAGGAUGUUUGUGGGUUUUCCCAGUAUAUUGUAGACUUGUACUAGGAGCCAAAAAAAUGAUGAAAAGUCCCACGUUUUUUAUACGAUGGAAUUAUUAUUAUUA